Molecule: messenger RNA, 2010 nt
Organism: Symbiodinium natans
Lineage: Eukaryota; Dinophyceae; Suessiales; Symbiodiniaceae
Source: the annotation of a GenBank genome assembly
AUGUCAUUGCGAUUACGCCAGGGCCCCGGCACGGGUUCAGGAUGCUUGUCGCAGUGUAUGUCUGCUGAACUAUCCCCAGAUGAGCGCGAGCGCAAUGAGACAAAUCAGGGUAAUUGGCAGCGGCAGCUGGAAACGGCGGCGGUGGUGACAUCUUGGUUCAUUCUCAACAUCACAAUCGCAAGUUCAACCAAGUGGAUCUUUGUGCACGGGAAUAUUUGCAUUCAGGACAAAGGAUGUCAGAAGUACGAAUAUCCCGUGGCCAUCACUGUGAUCCACAUGAUCUUUUCCUGGAUGCUCUGCAGAGUGUACAUAUUCCAAAUCCGCGGAGGUCUCGAAGGAAAAGCGAUGAUGGGACUUGCACAACAAGCGAGGGAGAUCAUGCCUCUGUCGCUGUGCUUUGCACUUUCUGUGGCGAUGGGCAACCUCUCGCUGAAGUAUAUUUACCCUUCUUUCAACCAGAUGUUGGGAUCCAUGUCGCCGCUGAUCACAGUACUGCUUGCUGUGGUGAUGCAGCAAAAGCGAUUCCCGCUCAAGACGUGGCUAUCUAUGCCGGUUAUCUGCCUUGGACUGGCCGUCUGCAGUGCUAAGGAACUCAACUUUAAUCUGCUGGGGGCCUUCUACGCUAGCGGAGCCACUGUGCUUCGGGCGGUGAAGUCGCUGAUUCAAGGGAGGCUCCUCACCACCUCUCGCCAGAUGGACUCCGCAUCUUGCCCCGAAUUCCGCUUUUUCCUGUUGGGCACUGUUUUGGACACUGGUUACUCUGCUGUACUACAUGGCCCCCUGGGCGGCGAUGUGGCUGACAUUGAUGAUGUUUCUUAUGGAGGGCAGCGCGCCCUUGUUUCUCUUGUUGCUGGCACCAUUCGACCUGUUCGAGUCGGGCGUGGCAGACACCACGGGUGCCGGCCAAGUUGCGUUACUCCUCAUGCUUUCAGGAUUGAAUGCCUGCCUUCUCAACAUUGCGAACUUCCUGGUAACUUCCUACACAAGCCCGGUCACCCUUCAAGUUCUUGGCAACGUCAAGAGCUGUCUUUCGAUUGCCGUUUCUGUGGCCAUUUUCAGGAACAGCCUGACAGUGGAGCAGGCCGUUGGCGUUGGCACCUGCUUGAUCGGCGUGUGGCUAUACAACCAGAAGGCUUGGACAAGGUGUCGAGCCGCAACUACGAGGGCGAACGCGCAAACCAGAGCAAGGACGAAAAGAUUCGUGUGGCUCAGCAGCUGCGUCAGCGGUAUCGAAGAGAUGAUGACGGAAUUGGCGUGGCCUUGAAAAGAGCUGAGGGCCCGCUGUUCACCGAGCACACAGAGGUGGACCCUGUCCUCGGAGAGCGUGAGGACAGCUCCGCUGAGGAGGAAGAGCUUCCUGGCGAUUUGAGGCUGCCAAUGCGUGAGGAGCUUUCUCAGCCCCGCUGGCAUGAAGAGGAGGGCUGGUACAAGCAGGAGAGGGAGUGGGAGUCGCAGUCGUGGAACCAGCAGUGGCAGGGAUGGCCAGCGGAGGAGUCAGAGCGCUGGGGCAGUGGCUGGGAUGAUCGUGAGGAUGCCAGUCAACGACAGUCCUGGGGUCAUUCGCAGCGCCAGAAGGCUCCAACUCAGACAGACACAAGAGGGGCAGUCGAGGACGAAUUUGCAGCCCUUUUGAACCUGCACAAGCUGCCUCGUCAGGAAGCAAGAACAACAACUAGUGCCGGUGCUGAUUACGCGGACGGGGAUGCCACUGCCAGGGUGGAGGCGAGGCAGUCUGAUGAUACGCCAAAGCAGAACCGAGAGCAUCACCAGCGAUCCGCACCACAGACCGACGCCAUCGAGGCCCGGACUUGGGUACCGGGGCAGAAGCUCAUGGUUCGGCACAAGUUCGAUGGCAAGGAGUACGGGGACAACUACCUGGUCCUUCAGAAGGGCGAUAUCCUCAGAUUUGUGAAAGAGGAGCAAGACUGGGCCUUCUGCAAGCGUGAGGAGCCUGGCCCUGGACCUAGCGAGGGAUGGUUUCCGCCCAACUUUGCGCAGAAGGCACCGUGA